AACACACUCGACUCACCCUCACUCGAGUCGGCCCACUGUUCGAAGCGCCAUUUAAAAUCCAUAGCUAAAUGUGUGCGGUUCUAGUUGAGAAUCAAUUGGCUGGCGAGACCAGACGACGCCGAUUGCCGCUAUUCGGUGAGCAGCGGCUGCACGUUCUGCUGCCGUUGGCGCUGCUGCUGGGCAUUUGUAUGCGUGGGGCAUGCGACACGAGUGAAUAUCUGGCUGUAGGCCCACCCAUACCAUGGCCUGACUCGACAAUCGACGAGUGUCACAAUGAGUAUAUGCAGGCGUUUGCCAAUGCCUCGAACACCUAUGUCUUAGAAUACGAGAGAUGCGAACUGACAGCCAAUGAGACACAGAUCGAUCUCACUAUCGACGUGCAGCUGGAACGUGAACAAAUCGAGCUGGGACACGGCGAAUUGUGUGGAAACUUAGAGCUUUGCAAGCAGCGAGAUGACGAUCUCGAGUAUUUGGAGUGCCUCAAGGAUCAUGGCAAGGAGAAUCUGGAUCUGAUAACAACGAUUAAUUAUAAUGCAACUAGCGCUCACACACGCCUGCGCCAGGACUUUGAUGCCGUGCAACAGACGCUGAUGUUGUGCACACUCGAUGCCCAGGUGGCUUAUAUAGGCAGCAUGCGAUUGGCGAAUGAGGAACUGCAAGAGUGUCGCAGAGAUGUGGCCGCAAUGGAAGCAAGGUGAUCGAUCAAUAUACAUAAAUAUAUAUAUGGAAGCAUCAAAACCGAAUAUAGAUAUUAGUAAAGCAUUUUGAAAGAGACUUUCAUCUGUGGU
Molecule: messenger RNA, 788 nt
Organism: Drosophila hydei
Lineage: Eukaryota; Metazoa; Arthropoda; Insecta; Diptera; Drosophilidae
Exons: 2
Coding region: 69-698 (209 amino acids)
Source: RefSeq, a predicted model, not a curated record